AUGCUGUCAUAUUAUUUUACGAUUAUAGGUACCAGGGACAACCCUUUAUACGAGCUUGAAUUUUCUCUGUUUAAACUGAAUUCCCUAGCUGCAGUUUAUGGUAAUAAUGUCAUUCCUGGACAAUCUCAAUUCAGUGCUAAUGUCAAGGAAAUUCUACCAUUCAUAUCACAUUCAUCCUUGGAUAUUGUAGAGGAUGCUACCUGGUCAUCGAAUCAGUUUAGUCUUGGAAGGAUAGACUCGUUUUACGGGCUCUCGGUGAAUGCCUUUGUGACACAGGGGAAUAUAAAGUUUAUCUUGUGCUAUGAUAGUCCUGGCACUAAUUCAAAUGGAGUUGCUGGUGUUGGAUCAACUACUUCAAGUUCCAAAAAUGAUGAUAAUGCAAUUAAACAAUUUUUCACUGAAGUUAAUGAAUUAUACGUUAAAUGUCUAUUAAAUCCACUCUAUUCAGUCAAUGAUGCCAUAAAAUCUCCUGACUUUGAUCUUAAGAUAAAAUUACUGGCAAGAAAAUAUCUUUAA
This is a messenger RNA of [Candida] anglica, 516 nucleotides long. Lineage: Eukaryota; Fungi; Ascomycota; Pichiomycetes; Serinales; Debaryomycetaceae. The record is from the annotation of a GenBank genome assembly.